AUGAUGUUCCUUGAUACAUUGUCCCGAUUUAUUCCUGCGAGGAGUAGUUACUUGAUUCUAUCUCGAUGUAAACAUGUACAAGCAGCUCGUUACAAACGAUCUAUCAAGGGUAAUAAACCAUUAACAUAUGAGAUGGCUGGGCCACCACACACUAUUGCUCACAUCAAGGGAUGGAAUUCAUGGAACACGUGUAACAUGUUAGAUGGCUUAAGACCGGCUGAAACUGCAAUAGAUGACGAGUUCAUUCGUCGUUUCAUGACAGGCACUUGGCAUGAUUUAAUUGCUAGUGAAAUAAUCAUAAAAAGACAACACAACAUCAUAAGAAUAGCUGCCAUAACGGUACAGAAAAUUAGUGUGACCAAAGUAUAUUUCCUAAUUGGUUAUACGGAAGAACUUUUAAGCUAUUGGCUGCAAUGUCCGAUCAAGUUAGAAUUACAAACUGUUGAAGACCGAUCUGCAGUGGUGUUCAAAUACAUUUAG
This is a messenger RNA of Macrosiphum euphorbiae (potato aphid), 480 nucleotides long. The record is from the annotation of a GenBank genome assembly. NCBI's taxonomy places the organism in Eukaryota, Metazoa, Arthropoda, Insecta, Hemiptera, Aphididae.